This is a messenger RNA of Rangifer tarandus platyrhynchus (Svalbard reindeer), 384 nucleotides long. The record is from the annotation of a GenBank genome assembly. NCBI's taxonomy places the organism in Eukaryota, Metazoa, Chordata, Mammalia, Artiodactyla, Cervidae.
AUGUGUCCAGUGGGGAGACAGAAAAUGAUGGUGCAUCAUUUUCUUUGGUGCAGAAAAAAGGGGAUAAAUCUUGGACCAAAGUCCUUAAGAAGAUGGGGGGGGGGGGGAGGAAUCCAGAGUUCAGUGCAAGUGUUGACCCUUGAUGAAAGUGAAAGUGUUAGUUGCUCAGUUGUGUCCUACUCUUUGCAACCCUAUGGACCCCACAGCCCACCAGGUUCCUCUAUCCAUGGUAUUCUCCAGGCAAGAAUACUGGAUCGGUUACCAUUUCCUUCUCCAGGGAAUCUUCCUGAUGCAGUGAUUGAACCCAGGUUUCCCAUGCUGCUGGCGGAUUCUUUACCAUCUGAGCUACCAGCUAGUAGUGUUCCCCAAUGGUUCAGUGAGUAA